Molecule: messenger RNA, 1715 nt
Organism: Rhododendron vialii
Lineage: Eukaryota; Viridiplantae; Streptophyta; Magnoliopsida; Ericales; Ericaceae
Product: sphingolipid delta(4)-desaturase DES1-like
Exons: 2
Coding region: 41-1027 (328 amino acids)
Biological process (GO): ceramide biosynthetic process
Cellular component (GO): membrane
Molecular function (GO): sphingolipid delta-4 desaturase activity
Source: RefSeq, a predicted model, not a curated record
AGAGAGAGAGAGAGAGAGAGAGAGAGAGAGAGAGAGAGAGAUGGGAGGGGAAGAUGAGAGAGAAGGGGUGAUGGCGACGGACUUCUUCUGGUCAUACACUGACGAGCCUCACGCUUCCAGGCGGCGUCAGAUCCUCUCUCAGUACCCGCAAGUCAAACACCUCUUCGGCCCCGAUCCCUGGGCUUUUCUCAAGAUUACUGUGGUCGUUCUGCUUCAACUGUGGACUGCUACUUUCCUUCACAAUGCAGGCUGGCUAAAGAUAUUGACUACAGCCUAUUUCUUUGGCUCUUUUCUCAACCACAACCUCUUCUUAGCUAUUCACGAGCUGAGCCACAACCUCGCCUUCUCUACUCCGCUCUACAACCGAUGCCUGGGCAUUUUCGCCAACCUCCCCAUCGGCGUACCAAUGUCAGUCACCUUCCAAAAAUACCACCUCGAGCACCAUCGCUUCCAAGGAGUCGAUGGAAUCGACAUGGAUAUCCCUACCCUCACUGAAGCCCACCUCGUGACUAAUAUCCUCGCAAAAUCCAUGUGGGUCGUCUUGCAACUUUUCUUCUACGCCCUCCGGCCUCUUUUUAAAAAACCGAAACCCCCAGGCAUGUGGGAGAUGAUCAACUUGAUCGUCCAAUCGGCACUCGACGCUCUUGUAAUUUAUUUUUCGGGAUGGAAAUCUUUAGCUUACUUGAUCCUUUCCACGUUUGUGGGAGGCGGGAUGCACCCGAUGGCGGGUCAUUUCAUUUCGGAGCAUUACGUGUUUAACAAGGAGCAAGAAACAUACUCCUACUACGGCCCCUUGAAUCUCAUGACAUGGAGCGUAGGCUACCACAACGAACAUCACGAUUUCCCGAGAAUCGCGGGUAGCAAGCUUCACAAGUUGAAGGCGAUUGCUCCCGAGUAUUACGAGGGCCUGGACUCGUACAAGUCUUGGAGCCAGGUGAUAUACAUGUACAUUGCUGAUCGGACGGUUGGACCCUUCAGCCGGAUGAAGAGAAAGUUGUCGACAAAGACUGCUAAGAAAACUGAAUAGGUGCUCGAUCGCUUUAUUAUUUCGUUUUCGAUCGUUCCCCUCAUUUCAAGAAUCCUUGUGAUAUACCAUAUUUUUGUCUCCCAACUUACGUUGAUUUUACCUUAAAGAUCCGUUUGAUAAGCGAGAUAAUUGUAUAAAAUACAAGAAAGAGAAAAAAAUAUACUUUUUUUUUUUUUGUAUUCACUUAGCAAGAAUAUCAUAGAAAGUGUUAGAAAUGAACUUUCCUGUAUCCCCCCUCUAACGAAUGAGAGUUUGUUUUAUUUUUUCUCACAAAAUGUGUAGAGAAAUUUUAUUUUCUCAAAAAAAUCAACAACAAUUACUUUAACUUCCUUCUUUAACCUCUUCCCUUCACAUUUUAUCUUCUAAUUUCGGCAAUUUUAUUUCUUCCAAACAAAGAUAUCUUAUUUUUUUGCAAAACUUUCAUUCUAAUUAAAUGGAUGUAAAAAAUAAUUUUUCUUUUUCUUUUCUUUGACUUCACUUUCUAUCAUUUUCACUUUCUAUUUUAUUUUUCUCGUUAAUCAAACGGAUCCUAAAGGAUUCAAGGAUAUAGGCUACAGUUGCAGAUUGAGAGGUGAGGGGCUCAUUAAUUAUUUGACUGUUUAUUUCAGAAAGUUUUUUCAUGUCGAUUUAUAUUGCUGAGACAUUGGGAUAGCUUUAUGUUCUUUUAGAGCAUAUACACAGGCUUCUU